Molecule: messenger RNA, 246 nt
Organism: Rotaria socialis
Lineage: Eukaryota; Metazoa; Rotifera; Eurotatoria; Philodinida; Philodinidae
Source: the annotation of a GenBank genome assembly
AUGCAACAAUACCCGAAACUAAAUUUGCUAAAAGUUCAUGAAGCGAUGAGCACUUUACGACCAUCACUAAAAGAAGCGAGAACUCAAUUAAUUAAAGAUGUUCGUUACCUGAAAGUGAUGAAACCAAAAGCAACUGAUGCAGAUUCAAAUGAAAAUGAUUGUAAUGAUACAACUGAUUCAGAUGAUCGAGCAAUACAGCUAUUGGAUGAACAGCAAUACUUAUAUGACGAGUUAGCUUUAAAUUAA